GCACCUACGAGACACGGGACAUCCCCUCAGCUUGGCUGCCAAGUCCUAGAAGUGCUCCCCACGCGCUUGACCCCAGGCAAGGGGGCAGCACCAAGGCCGGCGGAACCUCCCUCCAUCCCCGGAGGUCGCCGUCUCCUCUUCCCAGGCUCGCGAGCUCUCCCGUUACUAAACUUCUGCUACCUGGCUGGGAACUUCCCGCGGCGGAAACGGGCCCUUCUUCGGGCCUUCAUUUGUGCCCGAGACCGAGGCUGCCCAAAGCCCCGCUCCCCUGGGGAGCUCCUUCCGCAGGGAGGACCGAAUCGCCCAUCCCGCCUCCAUUUCUCUGCCGCCCGCGCGUGGGGAGAAUCUCCCUGAGGCCCCCACACUGUCUUAGGGCCCAGAAGAGCCUGGAACUCCGCACGCCUGAGGCCCCGGGACGCUUUUCUUUCCUUCCAGAACCCCGGAGACUGCAGCGCGGCGCCCAGAGCCACUGUGCAGGGGCGGGGAGGGAGGCGGGGCUGAGACAAAGGAAAGGAAAGAGAGGUGGGCCGGAUAGGCAGUGGCAAUCUAACCUGGGAACAGGCGGCGCAGAGGCCUCCCGGAAACAGGAAGUGAAGAUCACACCAGUUCCACCUCCUCCUCCAAUUCCUAGGCUUUUCCCUCCGCGGCUCCUUAGCCAGCCGUGGAAUUCCUCCGCCUCCAGCCUCCAUCCUCGCAUUACAGAAUCAAGGCUGGGAAAAGAUGGAGGAACUUCACCAAAUGGACUCACUGGGGCUACUUUGCUGCCUCUACAGGGAUCCUGGAGUCUCAGGGAUGGCAUUUGAGAGGGACAGACUCCCAGCCCAGGAGGUGGUGACGUUCAAGGAUGUGUCUGUGGAGUUCACAAGGGAGGAGUGGCACCUCUUGUCUCCUCCCCAGAAAGAGCUGUACAAGGAAGUGAUCCUGGAGAAUGCCUGGAACCUGCUCUCUGUGGGGUUUCCAGUGCCCUCGGAAGACAUUCUCUCUUAUUUGGAGCAGAAGGAAGCCCCAUGGAUGCUGGAGCAAAAAGGCCUGAGGAGCUGCUGCCCAGGAGAGAUCAUACCUGAAUUAAAGGCGAAUCCAACAGAGAUGAGCCCUCCUGUGGAAGAAAUGGACCUACAAAGAUUCAUGAGUGUUGGUCCUAAAAACUUUACUUCCAGAGAAUUCUGUGUUGCAUCUCGAAAUUUAUCCCCUAUUGAACAUCAAAGAAUGCACACUGAAAAACAAUCUAGAGAAAGUAAUCAAUGUGGAAAGAAUUUUAUUCACAGGGCCAGUCUUGCUCAAAAUCAGAGAUUAUACACUAGUGAGCAAGCUUAUGAAUGCAAGCAGUAUAGAAACACAUUCAGUCAGAGCUCCAGUCUUGCUCAGCAUCAGAGAAGGCACACUGGGGAGAAAUCUUUUGAGUGCAAGCAGUGUGGAAAGACAUUCAGUCAGAGCUCCAAUCUUGCUCAACAUCAGAGAAUCCACACUGGGGAGAAACCUUAUAAAUGUAAGCAAUGCGGAAAGACAUUCAGUCGUAGCUCCUAUCUUGUUAAACAUCAUAGAAGGCACACUGGGGAGAAACCUUAUGAAUGUAAGCAAUGUGGAAAGACAUUCAGUCAGAACUCCAGACUUGUUCAACAUCAGAGAGUGCACACUGGUGAACAACCUUAUGAAUGCAAGCAGUGUGGAAAGACAUUCAGUAUGAGUUCCAGUCUUGCUCGACAUCAGAGAAUCCACACUGGGGAGAAACCUUACGAAUGCAAGCAGUGUGGAAAGAAAUUCAGUGAGAACUCCAAUCUCACUGUACAUCAGAGAAGGCAUACUGGGGAGAAACCUUACAAAUGCAAGCAAUGUGGAAAGACAUUCAGUCAUAGCUCUGAUCUUGCUAGACAUCAGAGAAGGCACACUGGGGAGAAACCUUACAAAUGCAAGCAUUGUGGAAAGACAUUCAGUCUGAGCUCCGAACUUGCUGUUCAUCAGAGAAGGCACACUGGGGAGAAACCUUAUGAGUGCAAGCAAUGUGGAAAGACAUUCAGUCUGAGCUCUGAUCUUGCUGUUCAUCAGAGAAGGCACACUGGGGAGAAACCCUAUGAAUGCAAGCAAUGUGGAAAGACAUUCAGUCAGAGCUCCAAUCUUGCUAGACAUCAGAGAAGUCACACAGGGGAGAAACCUUAUGAAUGCAAGCAAUGUGGAAAGACAUUCAGUCAGAGCUCCAAUCUUGCUAUACAUCAGAGAAGGCAUGCCGGGGAGAAACCUUACAAUUGCAAGCAAUGUGGAAAGACAUUCAGUCUGAGCUCUGAUCUUGCUAUACAUCAGAGAAGCCACACUGGGGAGAAACCUUAUGAAUGCAAGCAAUGUGGAAAAACAUUCAGUCUGAGCUCCAAUCUUGCUAGACACCAGGGUAUUCACACUGGGGAGAAACCUUACAAAUGCAAGCAAUGCGGAAAGACAUUCAGUCAGAGCUCUGAUCUUGCUGUACAUCAGAGAAGGCACACUGGGGAGAAACCUUAUAAAUGCAAGCAAUGUGGAAAGACAUUCAGUCUGAACUCCAAUCUUACUCGACAUCGAAGUAUUCACACUGGGAAGAAACUAUGAAUGUAAGAAAUGUGGAAAGAUGUUCACAUUGCAGCUUAUCUUGCUAUUGUGUGAAGGAAAUUCCCCUUUAUCCCAUUCUGGGGCAGCAGAAACCAAAAAAAUAAAUGUUGUCAAUUUCAACUAUGAAACAAAAUGAUUGACAUUCCAAUGGACUCAGUUGAAUGUGUUAUCAGAAUAAUUGUCUUACAUGGAUAAUCACCAUGCAUCUAUUAGUUUUACACUGUACUGAUUGCAGGCAGAGGCUAAUGUAGCAACUGAUAAAAUCACACUUAUUUCUGCUAUUUCUAACCCAUCAUUUGCACAUCAAAUCUUAUGCUUAUUUUGCAUUAAGGUCUAUACUACAUAUGUGGUCAAAAUUUUAUCACACCAGUACUGAACUUUUGAAGAUUGGAUUUGGCUCUCCAGUGAUUGUUACAGUGAAGGUACUUAGCUCUUCCUUGAUUGUGAAGAUUAAGUUUUAAUCCCCUAUUUGUUGAUUUAAUCCUCAGAAAUGGAAGCAUAGUACUUGAAGUUGAGUGGGAAGAUCUGCCCAUGUUAGAUCUUAUCACCACGGGUGUAAAUUUCCCACUUAAUCAUGAAGUGGGAGGUCUGUGACCCACAUGUUUGAUAGUAGGUAACAAAUUAGAAUCAACUAGCUGUCUAUUGGGCAGUCCUAGAGCAGAACGUCAACUGUUAUUGGUAUAUGUGGAAUUUGGGGAAGUGAUGCAAGAAAAAAAGAUCUUUAAAAGAAAGACAAGGGCCUGAGGGAAGUUGGUCUUCUGGGAAUUUUUAGUGGUUGGUCUUCUGGGAAUUUGAAAGAGACACUUGUAAUGGAGCCUGCUAGAGUUGAGAUUGACUUGACACCAUAGUGAGUGUAAAGGCUGACUUCCUUGCCCUUUCUGGAGGCAUGAGCCUCCAAGAAUGGCCCAUUAUCUUGAGACUCCUUUCCCCUGGCUGGGGCCUUAGAAUUGCUAUGACGGUCAGAGGAAGCAGGACCUGUCUCGCUCUGUGUCUUCCCUUUUCUCUCUUCCAUAUCUUCCCUCUAUUGUAAAACAAACUACCAUAAACUCCAUUCAACUUUAUAAUUCAUUUUUGAGAUUUUGAAGAUUUAGAAAUUUUGGGAUUUAGAAAUUAAAUCCCUGGUGACUAAUUAAAUAGUCAGUCCAACCAUAAAUAUCUAAGAAUCUGGCUGACCACAUAGGUUGACGAAAUACCCUCAAUCUUCCUAUGUUUCCUUAACUUUUCCUUUACUGUUGUUACUAUACCUAACUCAUUUUAAUCAGCUGUAGAGGUAAGCUCAAAUAUUUUCUUUUUUUCUUAAAUUAGAUACAACAUAGGUGUUUUAAUAUUAGCAACAAGGUCCUAGCUGAGGAAGCUGUUUCCCAUUCUCCCUUCCCCUAGGGAACAAACAACCCAAUUAGCAGACCCUCACUUACAAUACUAGCUGGCUGGAUUGCUCUUAACUAUAGGUGAGGAAAACCUGGAGAAAGGAGCCCUGCAAGAGAGAGUGCUUGUAUUAAAGUCUACUUUCCUAUUUUCCAGCCUCUCUAGUUUUUAAAAUUUAAGUGAGUUUUGCUCAAAGAGGAAAGCACAUUGUCCUGGCAGUUUUAGCCAGAGGGAUAAGGAGAGAACACUUGUGACCCCUCCCAAAUUUAGCCUUUAAGAGCCUCAGGCAAAAGACUUUGUUUUCAUCUGCCUUUUCACCCUGAAAUGUUAAUUGGAUUAAGGCUGUGAAUAGAACCAAACCCAAACACCUAGCCAAAAGACAGAAAGGAAAAAUUUAGAACAAAAUAAGAUCCUAAGCAAGCAAUAGCUAGAUCUAUUGACAAAAGGCAAAAUUGCAGUCAACUUAGUGAUUGACUUUAGGAAUAUGUGGUUAGAGCCAGUAUACAAAUUACUCAACAACUGGCUUUUCAGCACCAUGACCAAAUUUGGAAAUGUAUUGUUCCUUGUCUCCUUGAAAUGGCUUAUCCCAGAGAACUUAUGGCAAUGGUUAAGCUCCACUCUGCUCCUGGUUGGGAUUUUAAUUGUUGGACCUAUAAUAUUGUAUCUAUUUUUCUAUAAGAGCUGGAAAAUACCAUACAUAAGAUAGAGAAUCAAAUAGGAGAAUUAUGUAGCAUACCAGGCAUGUUGGCAUUUGGAAAGUAUGAUUGAUGUAUUGAUACUGUGCUACCAGACACAUGGUCAGACCUCUAAAUGUUAUAGGGACAGUCCAAUGGAUGGGCAAAUUCUUGGGCUAGGCGUGGACAGCCAUGCUGCCUUGGCUCAGAUUACACUCAUUUACAAAACACAGGUACUUUCGCUCAGAGUACACUCAUUUGCAUAGCGCGGUUGGAUUAACCUCCACCUCUUUUAUCUCAUCAUUGUCAGUUCAACCAAUGUUAAAACCUAUGUAAUGUUAUGUAUUCGUUGAUCCACAUUCCUAAAAACCUUCAAUAAAUAUGGGGAAACCAGAGCAAAACUCCUCUCUAAUGCUCUCUUACUAUCUCCACUCUUACUCUAUCCUUCCUUCUUAUUCUCUCCCUCUGUUCCCUCCUCUCCUCUUACUCUCUUGCUUCACUGUAUCUCUUUCAUAGCAACGCUGUCGCCCCAGUGCCUCAGCACCAGGAGUAGAGACUCCCACCUUUCCUAGCUACUCUGUUGCCCCAGUGCCGAGGCACCAGGGAGUGGUGACUCCCCCCACUUUUCUAGCGACUUUGUCACCCCCAAAGCAGCCUCUCUUAUCUAUAGAGUAUCAAGGAGUUGGUACUCCUCACCUAUUCUCUUAUUCCUCUUAUUUCCUCAGAGUUCGCGUUACUCCCCAUGUGUUUCAACUUUUGUCUUUGAGUCUUCAUUGUUAUUCUCCCAUUUCCUUAGCCCCCUCUUUCUACCUCAGGUCAUUACCCAUAGAUAAAUGUUAUAGGACUCCCAUGUGGGGUCACUUUAAAUUAUGUCAGACUCCCCUUUGGAAAGCAUAUUUCCCAGCCAAACUGACCAAUUGUUCCUUCUACUAUUCAACAAUAUGUGGAAUAAAAUGCUUGGCUUGAUUUUAUAGAGGAAAGUUGGGGGGGGGGAGCUCAGGUUUUUAUGAAAAGCAUUAAAAGGAACUUAAUAACAUCCCAGAAUAGGAGUGAUUUAUCUCUGCACACUUCAUCAUUAUGAGAAUCUCUGUCCCACCCUGCUCUACACAAUUUGGCUCCUACUUCUCAAACACUUCAGUCCAUCUGGUCGGCUGAUUGACUAUGACCAGACAAAAUUUAUACUGUCCAGCUUUUGGCAUAGAGAUCAAAUCAACUUGACAUUGUUCAAAUGGUAUGUAAGCAAGAGUACACCCACCAAAGGCUUUGCCACCAAAGGCAUGUUGAUUAAAGGCCUGGCAGGUAGGGCAGGCUGUACAUACUCUAGAGAAUAUCCAUACUCAUUUAACAGAGACCAUGAUGACCUGGGUGCCAAAAUGAUCAUUUUUAUGAAUAGAUUGGCAAAUUUGUUGACAAAAACUUCUAGGGAGCAGGGGUUUUCCAUCUAGGGGGUUCUCCUUGGGCUUUGCACCAUCUCCCAGUGCUAGGCCUGAUGGGAGGAGGGUAUGUAAUUAGAAUCUUGCAUCCUAAAAACUACAUUUCCCAGAAUCCCUUUCCUUUCAUCCUCACCUCAUAUCCUUAGGUUUUGUAGAUAAAAGUUUGUGUAACCUCAACCCCUCUCUCUGUUCUGCCAUUGAGGUCUGGGCAAGCUUCUCUUUACUGUUUGUUUUUAUCUGUUUCCUCUACUUCAAGUGACUAUUAAUAAAUCUUAUAAAAUGUAA
Monodelphis domestica (gray short-tailed opossum) is the source of this 6331-nucleotide messenger RNA. Its product is annotated as zinc finger protein 583-like. Lineage: Eukaryota; Metazoa; Chordata; Mammalia; Didelphimorphia; Didelphidae. The record is from RefSeq and is a predicted model, not a curated record. Gene Ontology annotation, molecular function: RNA polymerase II cis-regulatory region sequence-specific DNA binding; DNA-binding transcription factor activity, RNA polymerase II-specific. Gene Ontology annotation, biological process: regulation of DNA-templated transcription.